Dipodomys ordii (Ord's kangaroo rat) is the source of this 2153-nucleotide messenger RNA. It is a transcript of the gene Tsc22d4, whose product is annotated as TSC22 domain family, member 4. Gene Ontology annotation, biological process: regulation of transcription by RNA polymerase II; response to osmotic stress. The record is from RefSeq and is a predicted model, not a curated record. The transcript has 5 exons. The coding region runs from base 508 to 1677 and encodes 389 amino acids. Lineage: Eukaryota; Metazoa; Chordata; Mammalia; Rodentia; Heteromyidae.
CCACCGGGGAAGCAGCGCGGGGUCCUUUUUUUUCUUUCAUUUUUGGACAGCAAACUUUUUCACGGAGAUGCCUAGCAGGGUGGGGGGCGACCCUCGGAGAAGGCUGGGGAGCCCCUGAUCCGCUGCCUCAGUGGCCCCGACCCGGGAGGCCCCAGGAAAAGUACAGCCGGACAUCUUGGUCCCCGGACCCUCCCCUGGCUCCGAACGGCGCCGAGGCCUGAGAGUUUGCAAACUCAGCUCUGGAUUUCGGCAGCGACAGCAGCAGGAAAAACCUGCCCCGGCCCCCACCCCCUCCGGCUACCUCCCCUUCCCUGUUCCCUCCUGUCACCAGCCCGGAGUCACCCCCAACUCCCACAAGGCUUCUCCUGCCAUGUCGGACCCAGACGCUGCCAGGGGCCCUGAUGUCCCCGUCAUGUGGCUCCCCUGUUCCAGGGGUGCCUGAACCCCAUCCACAAACCCAGCCCCUCCCCCACCCCACCCCAACCCAGUCCUGCGGCCCCAGGGACCAUGAGUGGGGGCAAGAAGAAGAGUAGUUUCCAGAUCACCAGCGUCACGACCGACUAUGAGGGCCCGGGGAGCCCCGUGGCUUCAGACCCCCCUACCGGAUCUGGGCCCCGCCUCCCCAAUGGGGAGCCUAACCCAGAUUCUGGGGGCCGAGGCACCCCCCGCAAUGGGUCCCCACCACCUGGGGCUCCUGCCUCUCGGUUCCGGGUGGUGAAGCUGCCUCAUGGCCUAGGAGAGCCUUAUCGCCGAGGCCGGUGGACUUGUGUGGAUGUGUAUGAGAGAGACCUAGAGCCCCCCACCUUUGGGCGGCUCCUGGAAGGAAUUAGAGGGGCCUCUGUGGGCACUGGGGGCAGAUCUUUAGAUUCCAGGUUGGAACUGGCCAGCUUGGGCUUGGUCACCCCAAUCCCACAACCAGGCCUGACUCAAGGCCCCACCUCCUGGCUCCGUCCACCUCCCACCUCCCCUGGACCUCAAGCCCGCUCCUUCACUGGGGGACUGGGCCAGCUGGCUGUGCCUGCCAACAAAGCCAAAGCAGAGACAUCCCUCCUAUCUGCCUCCCCACCCCAGCAGCGCCCCCCAGAGUCUGGCAUUGGUGAUAGCUUGGGCAUAUCCCUGGCAGCCACGCCCCUGCCCUCCUUGAGGGUGGAUGUAGAGGCUGGGGGCUCAGCAGUGGGGACCCCUCCACUGCCCCGGAGGAAGGAUGGACCCAUGCGGCUGAGAAUGGAAUUGCUUGCUCCGGAGGAGACAGGACAGGUACACCCACUUGACUCUCGACCCAGCUCCCCGGCUCUCUACUUCGAUGCCAGCCUGGUUCACAAAUCUCCCGAUCCUUUUGGCGCAGCUGCAGCCCAGAGCCUCAGCCUGGCCCGCUCCAUGCUGGCUAUCAGUGGUCACCUGGACAGCGAUGAUGAUAGUGGUUCCGGAAGCCUGGUUGGCAUUGACAACAAGAUCGAACAAGCCAUGGACUUGGUGAAGUCCCACCUCAUGUUUGCAGUCCGGGAGGAGGUAGAGGUGCUGAAGGAACAGAUCCGUGAUCUGGCGGAGCGGAAUGCAGCGCUGGAGCAGGAGAAUGGACUGCUACGAGCCCUGGCCAGCCCAGAGCAGCUAGCCCAGCUGCCUUCUUCGGGGCUCCCUCGGCUUGGGCCCCCUGCACCCAACGGGCCCUCUGUCUGAGCCUCCUUUCCCUCACAAUGUGCCUUUGGGGGAGUGCCACAGCUGCUGGGCUUUGCACCAGCUGCCUGCCCCCUCUUUCUAUGCAGCUUUAAUGCCCCCCUCCCCAAAUCCCUGAAACUGGGAGUUCGAGGCUCAGUGUUGGCCUGUUCCCCCACCCUACCCCAUCUCCCCCUUGGUCCCCAAACCUUGAUGGAGGAGGGAAGGCUCAGGAUGGAGUGUUAGAUGGAGCCCCCAUCUCCACAAGAGGUCCCAGCCCCUGUCCCUCCCUAGGUAUCAGUGUUCUGGGGAACCCCCAGUAGAUGGCUUUGAGAGGAGGAGUCAGAAGCUCCCUAGCACACACCUUUGUUCCCUUGAAGUUCUCCCCCCACCUCUCCAUUGCCCAGGGGAGGGCACUAUGGACAGUAUCUGGAAGUUCUGGGAUUCAGGUUGUUAUUAAAAUAAUAAUUAUAAUUAAAAAAAAUCUGAAGAAACUUGAA